AUGACAACGUGGCGCAAUUUGAGUGUGUCUAUACAUGGACCAGAAUAUUUUCUUCACUCUUCUGGCUUCGCCAGACGCUAAUGGCGGAUAGAGGAGCUCUUUUGUUACCGCGAGCUUCUAUCAUUCUUAGUUUCUCAAACCUCCAUGUCUGGCAAUUCCAAAACCCUAGAUCUUAUCUUCUCUCUCGUUCUCAUCUUCUCUGUUUCUCUUCUUCACGCUCUAGAGUAGCUUCGGCGGAGAUAAUUCAGCUAAAUCGACGGAGAUUCAGCUAUAAAAUAUGCGCCGCCGCGGAUGACGGUAGGGGAUACCGUUUGACGGAAAGGGGGAAAAGGGGGAAGAAACGGCGGGAGCUUUGGGAGGAACUCUUUGAAGAUAAUGUUGAAGACGACGAUGACGAUGUUGGUGGUGGUAAUUUUGACCUGUGGAAGAUUUUAGAGGAAAUUGUAGAUAAUGUCUGGAUUUUAAAGGCAUUCAGAUCGUAUGGAUAUCUCCUGCCGUUCAUCAUCUUAUCGCUUUUCUUCAGCACCGGACCCAAAGCCUUCCUCGUGUCACUAUCCGUAGCCAUCGUGCCAUCAUUGUUGUUUUACGCAUUCCAGAAGUUGAUUGGUUGGGAUAAACGCAGAAAAACAUCUAUAGCAAAUCAAUUCGGGAUAGAGGAAGAAGAAGAAGAAGUGGAGAGAAGAAGUAGCAGGAUUCGAUACAGCCCAUCAACCGUUAGAAACAAUGUCAAUGGCCGCGGAGUUAACCGUAGUUCAGCUGGAUUGGCUUCUAAGUUUGGUGGGUGGGACGAGUUAGACGGGCUAGGUACCAUUCCCGAACAGCGAACAAGCGAACCGAAGAAGAAACCAUUAACGAAGAGGAAGAGAGUAAGAAGAGAAAAAGCAGCAGAACCAUUGUUGUUGAGAUUAUUGGUGUCCUUGUUUCCUUUCUUAAGCACUUAAACAUGCUUAAGUGAAAAAGAAAAACAAAGAACAUUUCGGUAAACCGAAAACAAAACCAAGUUGUUCAAUCAAACCGAACCGAAAUCAGUUAAAAAUAGAGAAUAAUUAAGAACC
Arabidopsis lyrata subsp. lyrata is the source of this 1055-nucleotide messenger RNA. RefSeq lists its product as uncharacterized. Bases 81 to 941 code for a protein of 286 amino acids. The transcript is spliced from 2 exons. Lineage: Eukaryota; Viridiplantae; Streptophyta; Magnoliopsida; Brassicales; Brassicaceae. The record is from RefSeq and is a predicted model, not a curated record.